This is a messenger RNA of Lucilia sericata (common green bottle fly), 1560 nucleotides long. RefSeq names its product zinc finger protein 189-like. The transcript is spliced from 5 exons. Gene Ontology annotation, molecular function: zinc ion binding; DNA-binding transcription factor activity, RNA polymerase II-specific; RNA polymerase II cis-regulatory region sequence-specific DNA binding. Bases 122 to 1453 code for a protein of 443 amino acids. Gene Ontology annotation, biological process: regulation of DNA-templated transcription. Gene Ontology annotation, cellular component: nucleus. NCBI's taxonomy places the organism in Eukaryota, Metazoa, Arthropoda, Insecta, Diptera, Calliphoridae. The record is from RefSeq and is a predicted model, not a curated record.
UGUAAACAAAAGCCAAAAUACUAAAAGACUACACUAAAAAAUCGAAAAAAAAAUAAAAUAAUUCAAUUAUUUUUCGUUUAAGAAUAAAUUAAUGCAUUAAAUAAAAAGCAAACAAAAAAAAAUGUCUACAAAAUCUACCGACAAAUGUCGUCUGUGUUUGGUGGAAACAGAAAUCGCCAAAACUUAUGAAUUGUUUAAGAACAAUGGUGGCAUUUCGUUUAAAACAGAAGUGGAUCAAAAUGAUGAAUUUAGCAAUUUGAAACUGUACGAAAAAGUGGAAUAUUGCUGCGGUGUAAGGCUACACAAUAAGAAACACAUGCCUACACGAAUUUGUGGAAAAUGCUUUAACACGGUACACAUGUGGUUCAAUUUUCGUCAAAUGUGCUACAACUCGCAAGUGUUCUUGACCACCCAAAGCCAGGAUGUGGUGGAUAUUGAUCAGGAGUUGGAAGAUUUACAAACCAUACGUACAAAAUUAAAUCAAAAACCUCAAGAUGUUAUAGAGUGUCUAGAUGCCGCAGACAAUAGUGAAGUGGGUGCUAUCAUUUAUGAAGAGAUUGAUAAUGAUGGAGAUGAUGAGGGUAAUUAUUUGGAUAGUCACUUUGAGUUAGAUGAUGAUGACCUGAUCGAUGAUGAGGGAAAUGUUAAAAAUAUAGCGGUUAAAACUGAACCUUUGGGGAAAUAUGAGAUAGAUGUGGCAAAUUUGAAAUUGGAAAAUAUGCCAGAUAAUGGUGAUCUUUUAGAAGCUUUGACAGCAGAUGAUUACAAUGAAGCCUUGGCUUAUCUUAACGCCGAGGAUGAUGAAGAACUGGAAGAGUUUAUAGAUCAUUGUGCCACUAAGAAUAUGACGAUUAGGCAAUUGAAUGCAAAAGCUCUGACGAAGUGUAAACCGAAAAUCAGUAAACCGAAACCAAAAACUAACGUUAAAGAGGAGAAAACACAAAAGACUAUAAAAUUGCCGAAACCCUCUACAUUUAUGUGUAAUAUUUGUGGUAAUGUUUAUAGCAAGAAACCACUAUUUCAGCAUCAUAUGCGUAUGCAUUCCGACGUUAAGCCUUAUCAAUGCGAACUUUGCGAUAAAUCAUAUCGUAUUAUGAGUGACUUGAGAAAUCAUAUGUAUCGUCAUACGGGAGAAAAACCUUUCAAAUGUAAAUAUUGUGAUCGUCAUUUUAUGGAUCGUAGUUCCCGCCACAGACAUGAAAGAAUUCAUACCAACUCCAGGCCAUACAAAUGUAAUAUAUGUACAAAGAGUUUCUCGUAUUCGGCAAUAUUGAAAAAUCAUUUGAAAUUACAUUCGGGUGAAAAGGAUUAUAUCUGCUCCAUUUGCAAUAAAUCCUUUACUUUGGCUCAUCAACUGAAAGCUCAUAUGCUAACCAUAUCUCACAAACAAAAAGAGGCUGCAUUUGAGGCAUCCGGCUAUAAGAUACUCUAUGAAACAGCAGUUGAUAUUUAAAUAUGGAAAACAAUGUGUUUAAAAAAAUCUAAAAAUAAAAACAAAUGUUUAUACACUAGAUUCUAAAUUGUAAAUAAAUGAAAAAACCUGCAAAAUAAGAGAAUAUC